CCUCUGUCUGGAGCAAAAUGGGAGGGAAAUGAUGUCAAUCCAUGGCCAUGUGCUUGAGUACUUGAAUCCUUAAAGCUUGUGAAAAGGAUUUAGGGGAUUGUGAUGGACAUCGGUGGUCUUUUAACGUCUGCCGGAAUCAAUAUAUCUAUAUGUGGUGUGCUUUUUUCAUUGUAUUCCGUACUGAGAAAACAACCAAGCAAUGCAAGUGUGUAUUUCACGCGGAGAUUCAUUUCGGAACCCGUACAACGCGAUGAUCCUUUUGGUCUUCAUAGAUUUGUGCCCUCGGCAGGAUGGAUCAUGCGUGCCUGGAAAGCAACCGAUGAAGAACUAUUAGAAGCUGGUGGUGUUGAUGCUGUAGUUUUCAUGAGAAUAGUUGUUUUCAGUAUUAGGAUAUUCCUCAUUGCUACUGUUGUUUGCAUUUCUAUGGUGUUGCCGCUGAAUUAUUAUGGAAGAGAAAUGGUGGAGCGCAAGAAGUUAAGUGUAGAAUCAUACGAUGUAUUUACUAUCGGAAAUGUACAACCAGGUUCAAGAAAGCUUUGGGUGCAUUGUUUUGCAUUGUACGUCAUAUCCUUUGCAGCAUUUGUUCUACUCUACUUGGAGUAUAAAAGUAUCACUAAAAUGAGGCUAGCACAUAUUACUGGAUCUCAUCCCAAUCCAAGUCAUUUCACAGUUUUAGUCCGAGGCAUUCCAUGGUCCCAGGAUCGUUCAUAUAGUAAGUCGGUGGAAAGUUUCUUUUCGACUUAUUAUUCAGAUACGUAUAUGGGCCACCAGAUGGUAUAUCGGCCUAGUACAGUUCAUAAACUAAAGAAGGAUGCCAAGAAGAUGUACAGAAUGCUAAGACCCAUAGAGGCAGAGUAUGUACGGGGUGAUAAGCCAUGUUAUCUUUGUGGGGGAACUGCACAUACCUUUAAAGUGAUUCAAACUAGAGAAGACAACAUAAGAAGUCAAUCCAGCAUUGAUGAGUUGCACCCAACUCAAAUAGAAAAGGAAUGUCCAGCUGCAUUUGUUUUCUUCAAGAAUCGUUAUGCUGCUGUUGUUGCUGCUCAAGUCCUUCAAUCAUCGAAUCCCAUGUUAUGGGUCACACAACUAGCUCCAGAGCCACAUGAUGUUUAUUGGUCAAACCUCGGCAUACCAUACAAACAAGUUUGGAUCUAUAAAAUAGCAACUCUUCUAUGUGCUUUGGCCUUGGUGUUCGUGUUUUGUUUUCCAGUUGCCUUUGUACAAGGCUUGACUCGACCUGAUGUGCUAAAACAUUGGUUUCCACGACUUGAGAAACUACUAGAAAUGCCGUUCAUAAAUAAGGUGGUAACAGGUUACUUACCAAGUGUGGUUCUGGUAUCGUUUAUGUAUGCUGUUCCACCAAUCAUGAUGCUGUUAUCCAAAAUUGAGGGAAAUGUUUCGCGUAGUGAGAGGAAAAGAAGUGCAUGCAUUAAAGUUUUGAACUUUACAAUCUGGAAUGUUUUCUUCGUUAACGUUCUUUCAGGAUCCUUUAUCGAACAAGUGUCUGUUUUCUCAAAACUUCAAGAGUUGCCUUUUCAACUUGCCAAACAAAUGCCUGACCAGGCUGCCUUCUUUACGACUUAUGUUCUGUCGUCAGGCUGGGCAAGCUUGGCCAUUGAAUUAAUACAACUUUUAAGUCUGGCUUGGAAUUUCGUCAUGAAAUUCAUUGUAAGAAGUAAGACAGAGCCAACUAAUAUUGCUUAUACCUUCCCGCACCAUACUGAAAUUCCGCGAAUGCUUCUGUUUGGACUCCUGGGCUUCACUCUUGCCAUCCUUGCACCCUUAAUCCUGCCCUUCUUGCUGAUCUACUUCUUUCUCGCGUUCCUUGUCUAUCGAAACCAGCUGCUCCAUGUAUAUGUAACAAAAUAUGAAAGUGCGGGACUGUUCUGGCCCGUUGUCCACAACACAACAAUCUUCUCUUUAGUGUUGACACAGUUUAUUGCGGUUGCGGUCUUUGUCCUGAAAGAAGCACCAAUGGCUUCUGGUUUCACCAUUCCUCUCGUAGUUUUCUCUCUUCUCUUCAACGAGUACUGCAGGAAGAGGUUUUCCCAGGUUUUCAAGAGGAGUCCCGCGCAGGUUCUUAUAGAGAUGGAUCGACGAGAUGAGCAAAUAAGGAGGGAAGAAGGGUUUUACAGUCAGUUGCGAUCAGCAUAUUGCCAGUUAGCGUACAUUACAAAGGACUUGACCAUUUCCGAAGAUUUUUCCAGAGCCGGACCCAACAGAAAGCGCCAAGAAGAAUAA
Hibiscus syriacus is the source of this 2241-nucleotide messenger RNA. RefSeq names its product CSC1-like protein RXW8. Gene Ontology annotation, cellular component: plasma membrane. Lineage: Eukaryota; Viridiplantae; Streptophyta; Magnoliopsida; Malvales; Malvaceae. The coding region runs from base 103 to 2241 and encodes 712 amino acids. The transcript is spliced from 10 exons. The record is from RefSeq and is a predicted model, not a curated record. Gene Ontology annotation, molecular function: calcium-activated cation channel activity.